Messenger RNA from Paramuricea clavata, 12832 nucleotides. The record is from the annotation of a GenBank genome assembly. NCBI's taxonomy places the organism in Eukaryota, Metazoa, Cnidaria, Anthozoa, Malacalcyonacea, Plexauridae.
AUGGCGUCCCGAGAGAGAGCCGAGAACGUUCCGAAGCACUAUUCAGUCAAUUUCCUAGAUCAGUGUUUGGCUCCAAAUAUUAAAAUCAUGGAGGAUACUGCAAGCCAUUCUAGUCAAAGGUAUACAUUUUUUUCAUUCUUUAUACUGCCAUUAGUCUUCUGGAAAUUUAUACCCUGCAUGUUGGAUGCUAGAACUGUGAUGUAAUGUCAAUGUAUAGCUGAUGUUGUGAUAGUUAUAUAAAAAUAUAAAGUCAAAUAUGUUGAAGAAUUCUGGGGCCCCUGAAGAAAUUCUGGGAACAGGGGCUGUAGUGAUAUUAGUCCAAUUGCAUGCUAGGAGAGUUACCAAGAGGUUUCAUGAGAUAAAGUUUCCCAGGACCCAAGCGCUGUUAUGUAGAUCUCUUCCAUGUUCAAUUCUGUCAUCCCAGGCACAUUCCUUUAUCGGAGAAGAAAACUUCAGCAUGCAGUUUAAUAGCAAACUUUAUAGCAGCCCUGUGAGUCUUGAUCACUUAUUUAACGCCCAUUCUGUAUGUUAGCAGAUGCUUACAGUUCACAGUGGGCAGCGGCGUAGCCAGCUCGAUAAUUGGGGGGGGGGGGUCCAUAUUCAUAGAUUCGUGUUCUGCAUUAUUAAUUUCUUUUGAAAUCUAUUGUUUUUAAAGUCUGUGAACAUGAAUAUAUGAAUAUGGACCCCCCUAAUUAUCCGAGCUGGCUACGCCGCUGACAGUGGGAUUGAUGUCUUGUACUCAGGUGCUAUAUAUGUUGCUACAUGAGCACUGGCCAUGGCUUGUGUGUCCUUUGCAUGCAUGAUUAUUUUGAUCAGUUCCAUGUGUGCUUGAUGGCGUGAGACACAAUCCAAAGUGCCAGCAUUGGUAUGGUGCAGGACUGCAGGUGUCAUUGUUUAGUUAGUAUGUGUUUUGGAAGAAAGUUCAAUUUAAUUUCUGGAAAUAAUUCUGAGAGUUAUGCCAUGCAUGUUAUGAUCCAAGAAUGUUGGUGAAUUGUUGGAUGGUGUUAAAUUGAUUUGAGAUGUAAGCCAUAAGGUGGCUCGAUAUAUUAAUACACACAAAAUCCCUUAUACACAAGGGCGUAGGAACCGGGGGCACAUGUUUUAUUGUGAUGAAAAGUGCCCUUUUUGUACAAGCUAAUGUCGCGGUAAAUACUAAAAUAUUAACAUCAAAGGUGCCCGUUUUGUCUGGAAAUUUCCAUGUUUUUAAAAAGUGGUAAAAACAUGCCAUUUUGGUAUAUGGUAUGACAGGAAAACUUUUCUGAACAACUGAUCUUUUGUACCAAGGCCUCGUUUACACUAUAACGGAUUGCAUCAAAGCAUAGCGAUUUUCAUACCGGAUUUGGCUGCUGUUUACACUAUGCCACAGUAAUCCGGCACGCGACGCGGAGCAAAAAUCACUCCGCUUUGGAGGUGAUAUGAAAAGUAAUCCGGUAUGUGCCAGAGUAGUGUAAACAGUCCAAUCCGGUACGCUUCAAAUCUGUUUUGGUGUAUAUGUUCUAACAUUGUCGCCUUUGUGUUACUUGUUGUUUUUAAUAAGUUUUAGUAUACAGUAUUGGCAAAGAUAUAUUACUUGCUCCCAUGGCAACAGCGAGACAUGAGCUGGCAACAGAACAAAGUGGCAUGCAUAGUGUAAACACCCUUGUUUUUUACUUUGGAGUGAAAAUUAAUCUGGUAUGAAAAGUAAUCCAGUAUAGUGUAAACAGGGCCCAAGUUAUAAUGUAUCACAGACUAUACUUUUAUCUUCAAGAUGGCAAUUAUUAAUUAAAUAACUAAAUCAGUUUUACGAAAUACUGUAGUACGUCAUUUUUGAAAAUAACCAUGCAGGCUAUAAGUAUAAAGUAGACCUGGUUGAGGAAAAUAACUUUGUUUGAAAACUUAGAGUGGAGGAAGGGGAGCAAAAUUGAUGUUUCAAGUACUGACAAAGUAAUCGGCGGUAAAGCUUAUGCCACCCGCCAUAUAGCUCCGGUGGCGGCUGGCUUAUCUUGAAAGCCCUGUAUAUGUCAAUUGCUGAUGUCAUUAGAAAUGCAGUGAUCUAUGUUACUUGAAAUUUUGCACACUGUAUUGUAAAUGCCAAAAAUAUUUUAUCGCAAAAAAAGAACAUUUUUGUGGGGGUUUUUUUUAAAUAAUGGCAUAAUGCAUGAUUACAGAAAUUUUUUAUAUUUUGCAUAUUAUUGUUAGUUUAUGUUGUAAGUAAAAUAGUGUGUGAAAAAAGUGGGGUCACCAUGCUUUUCCAGCUACACAAAGUAUGUGUGUGUUGCCAUAGUAACAAACUAUGUGCCAGUCAUGCAGGUUUUAAAAUAAUGACCAGACGAAUGGUCAAAUUUGUAUGGCGCAGUUCAUAUUAGUAACCAGCCACAUUUUAUUGGCUCUGGGAACGAGAGUAAUUUUUAGAUGUUGUGGACCUGUUAAAUAUCAUCAUGAUGUCAAUUUGUAAGCUUAGGGUUUCUUCUGGUGUGUGGAUCUUCACUGUAUUGCUGCCUGCCAAAACAAUUUACUUAUUUGAAUACGAGGCAAUGCAACAGUACCAGGCCCAAAAAAAGAAUAUCAGGAUCUCGUAUUUCUUGUUACCAAAACGUAGAUAGGGUAGGUCGGGUUUGGAUAUUCCAAGUCAAUUACGGCAGUACGGAUGGCACAAACGUUAAUUAAAUGUUAUAUCAAUUUUGAAAUAAAAAGGUUAUGCUCUAUAUAGCUACACUUAUACUACAAAACUAAACGCCACGAACUGGGAACUCCAAGCUUCAGAUCAAAAGAUUAGGGUCUGUGAUUUCAGUGGCUAAAAAGCUAGAUAGGGUCAGGAAACCAGAAACCCAGGUAUUUUUUCUUUGGCGAUUUGGCCCCAGCAUAAUAUUGGGUCAUUGAAGAAAAGAUGCGCACUCCCCCUAUGAUGAAAUUUGUGCCAUGCAUCCGGAGGGGGAGGGGGCAAAACUAAACUUCUGGUAUGAUACUAAAAAGUACUAGGAAGAGGAUUAAAUUCCAUUUUCCUCCCUGAGGAAGAUGUGAAUGUUUUAAUACUUUUACUGAAGUGACUCUAAGCAUAUAUAGAGGAUGUUACACGGCGGCGCGAAGAUAUGACUUUUAUCUUCGAGUGGUGAAAACAAUAUUUUACGAACGAGCGUGCGCAGCGAGUGAGUAAAAUAUUGUUUUUAACACGAGAAGAUAAAAGUCAUAUCUUCAAGCCACCGCGUAAUGUUCUGUUUAUUAUAUAGUCCCAAGCAAAAAAUUGUAUAAAUAUACUAAAAGUCACGUCAUCGAUAUCUUCACUAGUGAUUUAGAUAUGGAAAAUAUCUCGCUGUGUAUUUUUCAGUAUCUCACUCUCUAUACUAUAUAUAAUAAAAUAUAUGAUUGUUUGAUUGUCUGUGGAAAGGCUUGUGUUUCCAGCCGGAAAUCAUGUUUGACGAGUCACAAAAUAAUGAAACUGAGCAGUCACUAUAUGAGCGGUCAUCAUGAAACAUUAUUUUGAACCCCGGAAGGGUACAAUCACUAGCAGAAUCACUUGACUCCUAUUACAUUUAUUUCAGGUCAGUUGAUGAAGAAGAACUUGAUCAUGAGAAUACAAUGUCCAUUCUUGUUGGUAGGUACUGUUCUUAUCCAAUGUCACGAAAAAGACAAGUAGACUGUCAUGUCGGCUAGCCUACAUAUUUAUAGACCAAUCAAUCAUAUAGAGUAACAGACUGUAAAAUUAGGAUGUGACUAUUUGCACUUAAAGAGAGGCCCUAAAUGAGGUGUGUAUCUGAAGGUUGGACCUCUUACAUUUUCCACCGGCGUUUGAUUAUUAAUAAAAGAACUAACUCCGCGUGCGAGCACAAGAUUCUCGCCACCUGCAUGCGCGUUCACACCCUAAUUUUUCCCGCGCGCUCAGAAUUAGGAAAGGAUAGGCUGAUGGGAUAUAUCGAUAUUUUCGAUAAAUAUCGAUAUUACAAGUAUAUCGAUAUUUCAAAUAUAUCGAUAUCGCAUAUCGAAAAUAUCGAAAGUUUUAACGAGAUAACUUAAUCUCCUUUAAUUUUUUUUCGGCAUAUUGUCCGAUAAGGUUUAGAAAACACGUGCAUGACAGCGAUUGCGAAUUCAAGUAAAGCAAGCACGUGCGCAAUUUUAAAGUGUUAACAGAGUAGUAGUGUGAUGAUCACAGAAGAUUACCCCGCACACAAGCGGCAGUUGAGCGCUUGAAAACAAUAACUGUGUGAUGAUCCAUGCAUAAAGAUGGAAUCUGUACUACUUUGGAUAAUAAUCUUAAUGGCAUGUAUCGGCGCAGGUUUAAAAACAAUGUAUUAAAAUAUCACAGCUCGUUCUAACUCACUGUUCUGUUGCGAAGGAAAGUCUAGACAAUAUAUCGAAUCAACGAAGUCCUGUUUGGAAUUACUUUAAGAAAAGUGACGAAAAUGAUGACCCUUGCAUAUUUGUUUUGCAUAGAUUAAGUUGCAUAUUUACACCCCAAUGUGCUCUACUCGAUUAUUUUACUCUCCGAUUGCAAGAGGAGAGUGCUGGCACUCAAUGGGUUAAGGUUCAGAGGGCUUAUAGUUGCAUUUUUCGCAACUGCUCCUGGUUUAUAGGUCUGGUAAAUGUUUAAAAUUCACACUCGAAGUUUUCAUCUACAAAACUCUUCUACAAAUAGUUGUAUCGAGUGUAGAUGGCCCAAAUUCUAAAACGUGUAAUUAUAUAACACUAAUACACUAUAGUGACAUCUCUGAGUCAAGUACAGGCGGAUCGAUUCCAAAUGUUUUUACCAUCGAUACCAGAGUUUGAAAGAAAAAUAUCGAUGCUGUCUAAUAUAAAAGGAUUAACUGCUGAGCCGCCUUUUGGUCAGCGGACACCAACAAGAAACGUACUGAAAUGUGGUGGAGUUGAAAGACGAAGGGAUCAGUUGGUUUUAUAUUACCAAGGUUUCAUUUCUACGUUAUUUGCCAUAUUCGUACAUCAGCCCACAUGCCAUACAGAUACCAAUCUCAUUGAUCUAUACUUACGCGUAUUCGCGUUCUCUCUCUUUUUGCCACGUACCACGUAGGUACGAGGAACUCUUGAUACCUGCGUACUUGUUUUUUGCUGGUACCAUUAUGACCUUUCCAAGCACAGGAAAUUUUGUUACAAAAACAUUUAAUGGUUUUGAAGAUGGGAAAUAAUAUUAUUCCCAUUUGUAAUCAUUCAUGAGUUAAUGGUUAAUUAAACGAUUGAUGGGUUUUAUUGAUAUUCACAUCACGAUAAUUAUAUAUAGUUUUUAAGUUUUACCAUGAAUGAUAUGGAUGGGUUUGUUCUAUAUUACAUCAUGGUGAUCAUAGCUUUUACUAUGAGUGAGAAUGGGUUAAUUAUAUUAGUAUUAUUUAUAAUAAAUGAAACUUAAUAGUACCAUUAAUCUGAAUUAUAAAAUUCCGACAGUUUGUAGAGAAAAAAGCAUUGAUGGAAAUUGUAUAUUUAUUUAUUUUCACAUCAACGGUUUUCGGUAAUUUGAAUGGUUUUAAUGUAUAGGAAAUACAUGUUGAAAAUAAUAAACCAUUAUGUAUACUACGCUUAUUUUUUCACAUUAAUAUUAGUUCUUGCAUUCGUAAAUGGAAAUUAUCAAUAUACUAUUCUAGAAAUUACAUUUUCCAUUCAUGCAUGGGUGUUUUUCCUGUGAAGUCAAAGGUAUUCAAAAACAUGAAACAUGACUGGAAUGAUGGGACCAAAGAGUCGAUUGUAUUUGUCGUGUAUGUACUGUGACUGUGUGAAUGUACUGUAUAGAUGUAUUAACUCUUCAUAGCUACUCAUUGUAAAUAUUGUACUUGUUAAUAUAUAUUAGUUAAUUUAGUGAUAGAAGAGCCAAUUCAAUUUGGAAUCGCUAAUAAAUCAUUAUUAUUAUUAUUAAAUUUGGACUAAAUAUAUACCCUCCAUCCGUCAAGUUCACUCAGUGCCAAACAGUCUCUCGUAAAGCCUUAAAAACCUCUCCAAAUGAUUGUAUAAGAAAUUUAUGGAAAUCAACUUGCAACAAUACUAACAUACAGUACGACGUCUACACCUCAACAAAGGAAGUUCUUAAAAGUUUCAAAUCUGCACAAGAGGACAAGCUUCAAAAUCAUCUGCUUCUCCAAGGCUCCUUUUUCUCUAACACCACCAAGUUCUCGUUGUCUACACUAAACAACCUAUGGUCCAAAUCUCAAUCCAGCUUGCCAAAAAGCAUCUAUAACUUCACCAUCCGUUACAUCAACAACACUCUUCCCACACGCAAAAACCUCACAAAAUGGGGAAUAAUGUCAAAUUCGGAUUGUUCCCUCUGCCUGAACCCUGAAACCCUUCUGCAUGCAUGUAGUCGCGGGAUGCCAGUCAUACCUUCCACGAUUUACUUGGAGACAUGACUCCAUUCUCAAUUUUGUCGCAAAAAUAUUCCAACCUGAACACAACUCCACGCUAUUUGUUGAUCUUCCUGGAUACAAGAGCCCAUCAGUAAUAACCGGUGACACUUAUCGCCCAGAUCUGCUUCUUUCGAUUUCAAAUGAUUGUCUGUACAUACUCGAACUCUCUGUCGGAUAUGAAUCCAAUCUCCAAAACAACGUCGAUCGCAAAAGGGAAAGAUACAAGGAUCUAAUUACGCAGCAGAAAGACCAUUUCAAAACUGUCAAAUUUAUUAAUUUGUCUAUUAGUGCCUUAGGUGUUUUCUCAAAAGAAUGUAGCACGUUUAUAAAAAUGUUGAACGAAGUUGGUCUUGAUAAAAAACAUCAGAACUUUUGUGUUAAGAAAAUAAUGUCCAUCGCCAUCAGAACAACGUACUAUAUAUUUUGUUGUAGAAACAAGGAUUGGUCCGAUCCGGACUUGAUGAACAUUUAAGAAUGAGCUUUCUCUUAGUUUUAUACCUGUAAUAUAGUUUUAUCAAUAAUUAAUAGUCAAGUAGUCAAUUAUAAAUUACCUUAAUUAGUGAGAUUUAUAAUUGUAUAUACAUAAAAUGUCAAAAUAAAGUUUCCAUUAUUAUUAAUUAUCUCACCGUGGACUUUGGCUUUAAUAUCGAAAUCGAAAAAAAAAAUGCAAAUGUCCAAGCAUGGAGUAUGGUAUUCGCUCAUCAAAUGUCACUCACCAGGCAUCACUAGUUAAAGUACUUGGCUACGUUCAAAGAAAGAAACAAACAAUUUAGUUCGGUUAAAACACUUUGAUUCCUCCGUCAUAAGCCUAAGUCCCUCUAAGGAUAGCCUGUACACAGCCUGAAAUUAGCGAGAAUUUCAAACUGUACACAGGCUAGGCUAAGGAAGAUGGAAGGCUUUGUUUUUAAAGAUUUAAUGAGCGAAAGAGUUCGCCAGAUUGUGACAUUCAUUAACGAUGAAUAUUCUUCAAGAUUUUUCUCCUCUUGAACUUCAAACAACUUUUACAGUAAUUACGACGUGUUUAUACGUCACGUGAUUUUCAAACAAUGAAUUAUUGACCCAAGCGUAUCCCACAAUGCACUGUGCAUUCCGGAAGUCCUCCGUAUUAAAGAUCUCCUGACGUAAACACUUCUAAGGUCUAUUACACGGAUUGUACUUCAAAAAACCUGGAAUAUUCUUUUGAGUUGUGGGUCACGAAUUUCUUACGAUCGUAAAUAUAUUGAUCGUAAAUAUAUUGAUACUAGGCUCUAAUCUAAUGCGAGCUGAUAGACGCUUUGAUGUUUGCCGACUUUCCCUUUUGCAGUAAUUAUCCCAAGAGAAUAAUUAUGUGGGUAGUAAUUGUAAGAAAUUGGAAUUUUUUAAUGGGUCACAAAAUUCUUCCUAUAUCGUAAAUAAUAUAUUCAUCGAAUGUAUAGGCUCCAGUGUAAUGUGAAGGUUGAGUAGCUAAACUAGAGACAUUAUUCUGAGAUCUUAAUAAAGAAACCUGUUGAGAAUUUGAGGGUUUCUAGUAGGCUCCUAGACCUAUAGACCUAUAUGGUAAAGUUAAAAUCACAAAAAAAACACGUCUGCGUGUUAAUAAAAAUCACAUAAAACACAAAACAAAUCUGAUGUUUUGUAAUCAAUAUAUAUAUUAUUUAAAAUUUAGAAUACAGUAAAUUGUUGACAUCGAUGUAAACUAUGUAACGACAGACUACGGAGCAAUGCUUCCUAAGAAUUUAUCAACCGUUCCUGCAUGUAUAUAGUGUUGUAGGCCUAUAUAUGUAUUAAAAAUGUUUGCCAUUUGCAAUUGUCACUACUAACUUGCUUAAAAAGAGAAACCGGGAACUUUUUAUUUGGCCUGUAUACACAAACGAAAUAUGAAAGACCAUGACCAUGCAGCCGACUACUUAAAAAAAUAAAGUAAAAAACAAAUUCCGAAAAGACAAGACAUCUUGAGAAUUCAAUAUAUAUGAUUCAAAACAAGACGCGGGUUGAGACUGUAAAUUUUCCACUUUAUUACUUCAGACAGAAUGAAGAUGACUUUGAAAUAAAGUCGAAUACUUACAGUCUCAACCUACGUCUUGUUUUGAAUCGUGUAUUGAAUUCUCCAGAUGUCUUGUCAUUCCGGAAUUUGUUUUUUACUUUACAAACGAAAUAUGGUCUUGUAAAUCGCCCACCAAAGUCUUUGUUUCAUCUUUUUGGCCCUGCAUGUAUAUAUGCAAACUUAUUUGCAAUUAUUGAGGGGAUAUAUUUGUAUAGAUGGAAAUUUCGAGUGGAGUUUUGAUAUCCUUCAACAAUUAGAGUUAUAUCGAGUGGGAUGCCCAAAAAUCCUGAAACUUAUAUGCAUGCAUGUUGAAGGCAAUGAAUUUUUGUGGCAUAAAGAAGCAUUCCAAUCAUUCAUGCAGUCCACACUGAUCUAAGAUCAGUGGCAGUGCCAAGUCGAGUCAGUCGACCCACUAAAAAAAUAGGUAAAAUUUCAAGAAAUUUUGUGCAAACGCAGUAAGAGACGUAAGUUCAUAAACGUAAGUUCAUAAACGCUUUGAAGUUUGCCGAGUCUCCAGACCGAUGACGGCUUGAUAUUGCUGUUCUUAUAUCAUGUUUAUGCAUGGGAAUCAUGAAGCUAUAAUAUUUCAUUUGUUCAACUAUGUAGUGCGGAAUUUAUAAAAUCAAUGAUGUCGGUACUUGUCUUAUGUUUUCAAAUAUUCGUUCUUUUCUACAAAACUCAAGUACGCUUCCGACUUCGGCAGAAACGUCUGGCAACUUCGGCAAAAACAGCUUCAUGACAUCCGUUGCGGGUGGGAAGGUGUUCCGACGUUAACAAUGACCACACACAAGUGACGAUUACUAAACGGCGAUUACUAAACUUUGGGUUCAAAAUCUACUAAAUUGAUUAGAAUUUUACCAAAAUUUGUUUUCACUCAGGCUUUUAGCCAGAAGGGUGUCCAGGCGUCCUGGGACGCCCCCUAGAACGAAAAGUGGACGCCCAAAUUCUGGGGGAAAAGGGAAAUUAUUUUCAAUGAUUCCCUAAGUAUAUUAAUAUAUCCGAAACGAAAUAGCUUCAAUUCUCAUUAUUAUUAUUAUACAUUUGACAUUUUGAUCAAUUUGAUGGUGUACCUGGCUGAAUCAAAAUGUCGUAGUUAAGUAAAGAAGCAAUAGUGGCACAAACUCACAAAGCCAAGUGUGUUUGAAAAAUUUCAAACGAGGUUGGAAAGAUACUAACAUGAAGUAACAUAAACUUCAAAGGUUUUCCAGAGGAACGUUUUCUCGACCCCCCCCCCCUCUUUACUGUAGAUGUAUCGUUAUGUCAAAAUUGGACGCCCUCUUUUAGGACCCUGGCUAAAAGCCUGUUUUCACUCCAGUUUGAUAAAAACCCGCGGUAACAAUGUACAUACCACCAUGAAGAUCCCGGGGACAUAGUUGAUGAAUGUGGUAAAAGUUUGAAUAAGUAUUAGGGUACUGCAUGCAGGUAAUUGUUUAAGUCCAAAACAAUUUCAAUAGUGUUAUCAUGGCUUGGACAAGGCGACUUGAUACACUAUUAUAGUACAUGCAGAGUUGCAAAAAAGCUGUUUUACCAUGUUUUAGCUGUUUUUUUGAGGUCAGAAAUGGGCCCCAUAAAUUAUUUCUAAACUGAUUAAAUGAUGCUCCCAUUAAUGAGGUUAAUGAAGAUGAAUUAGGAGAUGAGAAAACUCACAUGCCCGUGAGUUUAAAGAAGCGUGGCAUAGUUUAGACAAACAAACAUUCAAACGUCACAUUGACAUCCCUACAAUUAGGCAAAUAGGGGUAUAAUAAAUUGUCUUGUCUUCAGUAAUAGUUUUUUCUAACGGACCAUAUCGCUAAUCCAGUUGUCAAUUUAUAUAAAACCAUAGUAUAUACUAUUAUUCUUCAAAUGGAAGUCGAAAUACGAAAUUUGGCACACUCCUUGGAGACAAAAACAAUAGAAAGGGAAUGAAACUGACGUCCAAUAGGAUCUUUGACUUAACUUUUUGGACUCGAGUUUUCGCUGCAGAUAUGUAUCGAGUUCAUAGAUAUCUUAUAUACACUAGCUAGUGCAUCUAAUUAUUCUGCAAUUCGAAAAUUGAAGCCGUGAUUGCAGACUCAGGAUAUGCCCAUGAAAAGAGAAGACUCGUAUGUUUUCUAUUUCUUAAACAAGGAACUUAAACAUUAAGUUGAACCUAUUUCAAAUACAUUUUCAAACUGUUCAAAUGAUGAAAGUUAUUGUUGUUUUUUAAGCGUUUAUUUAAUAGCGAGUGGGAAACUCCAACAUGGCCGCCAUCUAUUCAAAUGGGGGUAACCGCUGGAAUAUUAUUGGCUUCAAUUUUACUAAAGGGGAUGCGCUAUCUAGUGUAUAUAUAAGAUAUCUAUGAUCGAGUUCACUUGUCCUGUUUUGUCUUGAACGAGAAUCGAAUGAAAGGCAGGGUUGUGAGACCCAUGGCCGAUCCCAUUAAGCCACCAGUAUUUCUGUAGCUACUGACCUUUUCUGAUAUUUUCCUCUUCUAAUUCUUCUAGCGACUGACAAUCACAUUGGUUAUAUGGAGAAAGACCCCGAGAGAGCAUCUGAUUCCUUAGUGACUUUUGAAGAGAUAUUACAAAUCGCUGAAGAGAAAAAGGUAUUAGCCUAUAUUUCUUGUUUAUAUGAGAACUAAACUAGUACAAAGCAUGAAAAUGAAUUGCAGAAUACAGAAUAUUUACAAGCUAUCGGGUCCAAACAAAGUCUGUCCAAAGGUAAAGGUAGUCCAAAGUUGAAGUGGGGACCCAGACAUUGUUUUCUAUUGUGUCAUUAUUUUUAUGAGGGACGCUUAUAAAAAUAAUGACAUAUAGAAUACAAUGUCAGGUCCUCACUUGAACUUUGGCCUACCUUAUCUUUGUAUAUGCAAACUGUUCAAGGUGAACAAUUUCAUAGCUUGCCUCAUACAUGGAUCAUGCUGGAAUUCCACAAAAUCGUGUGAUUUCACAAUCCCACGCAAUUCGCGCGAGAUUUUUCAAAUUUGCAAUGUUAAAUAGAAAAUCACGCGUUAACUGAUUCACGCGGUAACUCCUACGAUUUUACGGGAAUUCUGAAUCAUAUAUUGACGACUGCACUUAUACAUUACUUAGUAUUAUUAGUGUAUAUAUACGUGAACGUGUGGUUAGAGUUCGACAACUGAACUCUUGCAGUAGGGUACUAGCUAAUUUGAUAUAGAGCGCUCUACCGGAAUCGCUGGUUCGAUUCCCGCCAGAGGGCCUAUAUAGUUGCAUUUUUUUUCAGCUGCGCCUGUUUAAGUUUAAUUAAUGUAUAAAAUUUUGCACACCAUUUACAAAACCCUUCAACAUUAUCCCUAAUAGACUUUAUUACAUUCUUGCCCCAAUGGCCUCGAUUUCAUGUUUGCCUGUUUUAGCAGUUGCACAUGAAGGUCAUAUCCCCAUGUGUCCAGCAAAUAUGUUUCUCUUUGAUCUUAAUCCGAAUCACAAACCUCAGGGUUCGAAUUAGCGGCUCACUAUUCGCAAUUUGCGAAUGCAAAAUCAUCCAUUUUGCGAAUGAUGUUUUGCAAAAACAUUAAAACAAUAACAGGGUAAUUGAUUUUCACAAUCACUUCGAAUGUAUUUUACUAUAAUGUAAGAUAUGGAGUAUUUUGCUGAUCAUUAUUGUAAUUUUGUACCAAAAGGAUGUGUGAAAUGAAGAAUAUGGCUACAAUUUCUUCAGAAAAUUUACGAAUUCAAAUUCGCAACGAAACGACCGCCAUUUUGUUUUUCGCAAGCAGUGUUUCCACUUUAAAAAACCCUGAAAUUUCCUUCAAAUUUUCAAGAAGGAAAUUUGCGAAUCGAUUUUUCCUGUCUAAUUCGAACCCUGAACCUACAGUAUCCCUAUUGUGCAGGAAACAUGGGGAAAUAACCACAUGAAAACGAGGCAAAUGGAGCGAGAAUACAAUAAACAAUACAGUUUAUUGAUCCAUGGAGUUACUCCGAGUACCCGCGCACAGGGCUCGAAAUAGCGGGCUGCCAAUGGUCAAAAGCAGUCCAUAUUUUAGCAAUGGCAGGCAAAAGCAAAUUUGAACUGCCAAGUAAAAAAAAAUGGCAGGUGAAAUUCUAUGGAGUACAGAUAUAUUUCAUUUCAUUUGCUUCACAUCGCUAUUUUGGCAGUUCAAUGCAUGAAUAAAACCGGCAGGCUAAAAUUUAUUUCACCUGCCAAAAAAAAUUUAGACUUCAUGGCAGCCAAACCCCAGUUGCAAACGAUAAAAGCACGUGCUCUCGCGUUUCUUAUACUCGUAUAACAUUGUUUUUGCUGUUUGUUAGGUUGAUUUUAUUUUACUUGGUGGUGAUUUGUUCCAUGAGAAUAAACCAUCGCGGAAAAUAGUUCAUAAGACCAUGGAGAUUAUACGAAAAUAUUGUAUGGGAGACAGACCGUGUUACUUGGAGUUUCUAAGUGAUCAGUCCAUCAAUUUCGCUGCUAACAGGUAUUUAUACCAAUUAUGAGUUCAAAUUCACAUUUUCACAAGCAUAGAUGGUACAAAGGUAACCAAGUAUUUGAGUUACGGGGCCAUUCACAAAGGAUGUCCGAG